AUGGAAGUCGAACGCGUGGCUGUUAUCGGUGCGGGGCCUUGUGGCCUGGGAGUCGCAAAGUAUCUUCUUGCAGAACAAAAAUUCAAGACCAUCACUAUUUUUGAACAGCGCGACCAACCUGGAGGUGUUUGGAAUUACACCGGCGAUCAGGGCGUCAGCAAUGCAUCGGUACUUUCUCGCUCUAAGCCAAGCCAGGAGCCUCAACAGCCCGUGAACGGGACUUUUAUUUCCCCUGUAUAUGACUCUCUCGAAACAAAUAUUCCAAAUUCGAUGAUGCAGUUCACCGAGUCUCCGUUCCCUGCAGGAACCGCGCUAUUUCCAACCCAUGUCGUCGUGAAAGACUAUCUCCAUCAGUACGCAGAGGAGUUGAAGCCGCUCAUACGUCUGCAGUCCUUGAUUUUGGAUGUUGUAUUAUCGAGAAAACAUCCAAAGCCGGAAUGGACUGUGACGUGGCGCGAUCUGAAGACUGGUGGUACCUUGGUGGAGCAAUUUGAUGCAGUUGUCGUCGCGAAUGGACACCACAAUGACCCAUAUAUCCCCGAAAUUGCUGGCUUGGCUGAGUGGAAUCGAGCCUACCCAGGCUCUAUCAUUCAUUCUUCCUCUUAUAGGCGUGCGGAAUCAUUUUCAAACAAGAAAGUUAUUGUCGUCGGUCACUCCGCCUCGGGAAUUGACAUCGCCACUCAAAUCGGUCGAGUCUCAAAACACCCGCUGCUGAUUUCCGAACGGACAGCAACAACUCUCUCCCCAGAACAAUCCGCUAUUGCCGAAACCCUUCCGGAAAUCAGCCUUCUCAGUGCCGAGGACGGUCGCGUGCAGUUUGUCAAUGGCCAUGAAGAGAGAAAUGUCGAUCAUAUUAUCUUCUGCACAGGAUACCACUUCUCUAUCCCAUUCUUAUCAUCUUUGCAACCGCCUCUUGUCACGGAUGGCGUACGCCCUCGCCAUUUGUACCAACAUGUCUUCUACAGCAAAGAGCCCACCCUCGCUCUGAUAGGAUUCCCUCAACGGAUUGUACCAUUCCCUUUCAGCCAGGCGCAAGGCGCGUGGCUCGCACGCAUUCUGUCUGGCCGAGCAGCGCUGCCUUCUGAGAUUGAAAUGGAGCGGUGGAUUGGGGAGUGGACGGUCGAUCAUGGCGAUGGACGUAGCUUUAAUACCCUUGCUUUCCCGCUUGAUGCGGCUUACAUCAACUCCCUUUACGAUUUGAGUUCAAAUGCGGCGCGGAAGGAAGGUUUGGAAAAUGAUGGGCAGGGCAGAAGACCCCCUUUUUGGGGUGAGAAGGAGAAGUGGACGCGGGCGAGAUUCCCUUUGAUCAAGAAGGCAGCGCAAGCACUUGGUGAUCGACGAGCUGAGGUAAAGAGUUUGGAACAGCUUGGGUUCGAUUUUGAGAAGGAGGUUGCGCAAGACGCUGGGGCUGGGACUGCGCGUCUAUAG
Molecule: messenger RNA, 1428 nt
Organism: Penicillium expansum
Lineage: Eukaryota; Fungi; Ascomycota; Eurotiomycetes; Eurotiales; Aspergillaceae
Product: Flavin monooxygenase FMO
Exons: 3
Coding region: 1-1428 (475 amino acids)
Molecular function (GO): N,N-dimethylaniline monooxygenase activity; flavin adenine dinucleotide binding; NADP binding
Source: RefSeq, a predicted model, not a curated record